GCCGCGGAGAGAGCGCGGGUCGCGAGAUGCGGCCCGAGGACAGCGCUGGGGCUGCCGAGCCAGGGGAGCCGGUGUUACUGCUGACCGACGAUGCACCCCCGCGCGCGAGCGAGGAGCCGGCGGCCGCCGAGACAGAGGGGGCGCCCGGCCGCGGCAGGUGCUGCCUCUGCCCUUCCUCACCGUGCGGCUCGCGCGCGGAGCCGGCCAAGAAGAAAGCACCCUGUCCUGGACUUGGCUUGCUUUACACAUUAUUGUCUACCUUCUUUUUCUCAUUGACCUCUUUAUUUGUUAAAAAAGUGCAAGACGUCCAUGCUGUAGAGAUUAGUGCGUUUCGAUGUGUGUUCCAAAUGCUAGUUAUUAUCCCUUGCUUAAUUUACAGAAAAACUGGGUUUAUUGGCCCAAAAGAUCAACGAAUUUUCCUCAUUCUCAGAGGAGUCGUUGGUUCUACCGCCAUGAUCCUUAUAUACUAUGCUUUCCAGAGAAUGCCCCUCGCUGAUGCCACAGUUAUCACGUUUAGCAGUCCAGUAUUUACGUCCAUAUUUGCUUGGAUAUUUCUCAAGGAAAAAUGUAGCCCUUGGGAUGCUCUUUUCAUCGUGUUCUCAAUGACCGGAGUGAUCCUUAUCGUGAAACCACCAUUUCUAUUUGGUUCCAGCUCUUCAGGGACAGAAGAAAGCUAUUCAGUCCAUCUUAAGGGAACAUUCGCAGCAAUUGGACAUGCCGUAUUUUCCGGACUCACUCUAGUUAUCCUAAGAAAACUGGGAAAAUCUGUGGACUACUUUUUGAGCAUUUGGUAUUAUGUAAUAAUUGGCCUCCUUGAAAGCAUCAUCGUCCUCUUUAUAUUGGGAGAGUGGAGUCUGCCUUACUGUGGGUUGGACAGGCUAUAUCUCAUACUAAUUGGUGGAUUCGGUUUGGGGGGUCAGGUAUUUCUCACAAAGGGACUUCAAAUAGAAAAAGCAGGGCCAGUAGCAAUAAUGAGGACAAUGGAUGUAGUCUUUGCUUUUACCUUCCAGAUUAUUAUCUUUAAUGAUGUGCCAUCGUGGUGGACGGUGGGUGGUGCUAUCUGCCUAGUAGCCAGUAGUACUGGAGCAGCCAUUCAUAGAUGGUACCAGAGUUCCAAAUGAAGCAUCAUUGCUGCAAUACAUAUUUUUUUCAAGUACACCUUCACCCAAUUCAGACACACUACACAUGCAUACACACCUGGGAAAUCUGCAUUUACUUUGAUUAUAUGGAAUAAAUUUCAUAAAGUGCCAUUUUUGAAUAUGAUAUGUCUUUAAUUAGCUAAGAAUAGCUAGUCUGUUUGGUCUAGCAAUUUUUGGGGGUAGCUUUUGUUUUGAUUUGUUUCUUGUUAGGAUGGCAUUGGUGAGAGGAGAGCACAAUGUUGGAAGAAAAACCAAAAAUUUUUAUGACUCCAGUA
Messenger RNA from Propithecus coquereli (Coquerel's sifaka), 1414 nucleotides. RefSeq names its product solute carrier family 35, member G1 (gene SLC35G1). The record is from RefSeq and is a predicted model, not a curated record. Bases 27 to 1121 code for a protein of 364 amino acids. Gene Ontology annotation, biological process: calcium ion export across plasma membrane; regulation of cytosolic calcium ion concentration. Gene Ontology annotation, cellular component: endoplasmic reticulum membrane; plasma membrane. Lineage: Eukaryota; Metazoa; Chordata; Mammalia; Primates; Indriidae. The transcript has 3 exons.